Molecule: messenger RNA, 1971 nt
Organism: Aureobasidium subglaciale EXF-2481
Lineage: Eukaryota; Fungi; Ascomycota; Dothideomycetes; Dothideales; Saccotheciaceae
Exons: 1
Coding region: 1-1971 (656 amino acids)
Cellular component (GO): nucleus
Molecular function (GO): exonuclease activity; nucleic acid binding
Source: RefSeq, a predicted model, not a curated record
AUGUUUUCAACCACUGGUCUCUUCAAAGGCAUACCAUGUCCUGAAGGUGAACGAUGCAACAUAAUCCAUUGUAUCUUCUCCCAUGAAUUAAGACCGCAGGCCAUUGCUGUCUCCGAAGAGACAAAUUCUGAAAAGAACAAGCCAGAUCAAGGGAAUGCCACAUUCGCAAAAGCGACUGCCAAUCCCGUCACUGUCACAUCUGGCAAUGCGACUAACGGGCUUAAGACCAAUGGAUUCACAACCGUCAACAAACAGAAGUCUGCGACUAUAAUUCCGCCCAAGGUCCCUAAGACAUUGCAGAGGCCAGUGAGCCCACCACCAAAGCAACCGACCACAUCAUCCAAGGCAGCCUCUACGAAUCCGACGACCGUAAAACCUAACAUCAAAGAAUCUCUGAAUCCUCGUAUGAUACCUAAUGAUCCUGCCGGCCACGCAAAACGAACCCUUUUCCUCAAGCAUCUUCAUGCUCAGAUGCAACGCCUGAACGAUGAAGUAGCAAAAGGAUCCCACUCAAAGAAAUUGGCCCUGACACUGUCGAGCGACGAAUUGAUCAAAGUCGCCCUGGAUGAUGAAGAAAAGACUGCGCGAGAGAAUCACAAAGUGUAUGCCAACGUCAUCAAGAUGCGUGUCGCAGCACUCUCGAAAAUGACAGUCGAUGACUGGAUCACGCAUAUCAUCGCAACCGUCAGGAUCGAUCAACAGGAACCUCGAGGCAUCGUAAUUCCUCCCAUUGAUACCGGACUACCACUGGAACAGGAACACAUCGUUCUUCCUCAUUUGAUCACAGACCAGGUGCCAUUGGCAAAUCAUGGCUACGUCACUGUGCCGCCAAACGAUGAAGAGAUUGCAGAAGCCAGAGCCGCUGUUGCAGCCUCACUCAACUAUGAAGUGUGUGAUCGCUGCAAGUCUCGAUUCCGAGUAUUCGAAGAGCGUAGGGAGGAAGACGGUGCUCUGACUACGAACGGACUCUGCAGGUACCAUUGGGCAAAGCUAUUCACACCUCGACGUGAGAAGACGGACGCCAUCAAGGGGCCGAAAGAAGCGGUCCACGCUUGUUGUCAAGAGCUCCAAGGCACACCGGGUUGCACACAAUGUGACACGCACGUCUUCAAAGUCAGCGAAGGCAAGCGCCUCGCGUCGAUCAUGCCGUUCAUCAAUACUCCGGAUAACUCGAGGCCGACCAAAGGGCCCAAUGGCCAACCACCAGACGCCGUCACUUUCGAUUGCGAGAUGGGGUAUACUGUUUGUGGCCUCGAGCUCAUUCGUCUGACUGCAGUAUCUUGGCCAGAAGGUCAUUGUCUGGUCGAUGUUCUCGUCCGCCCUCAAGGCACAAUUCUUGACCUUAACACUCGCUGGUCGGGUGUAACACCAGAGAUGUACAGCUCUGCUAUUCCAUACGAAGAACAAGUAGCCAUGGACGCACCUUUACCGCCCCCGCCUCCCGGCAGUCCGGCCACUGCGUCUACUGAUGAUAUUGGCAACAGCCCACUCCCGAUAGUUUCAAGUCCAGCCGCCGCAAGGGACCUACUAUGCUCAUAUCUCAAACCAUCCACUCCUCUCAUUGGCCAUGGCAUCGAGAAUGAUCUCAACUCCGUUCGUCUAUGCCAUCCGACCAUCAUCGACACCAUUAUCUUAUUUCCCCACCCGCGUGGGCUACCUUUCCGCUUCGGCCUCAAAAUGCUUACCAAACGUCACCUCGGCCGCGACAUCCAAAUGGGAGGUGCUUUGGGUCACGACUCACUCGAGGACGCGCGUGCGACCGGCGACUUGGUUCGAUUCGCCGUGGGACAACGACUAAAGAGACUGCAAAGAGAGGGCUGGGUCCUAGCCGAUCGCGCACUGAUGCCACCUCUUCCUGGCGGACCACCUCCCAUCGAGGAAGUCAAGUCUUUGGGCGCCGGAUCAGGAAUCAAGAGACAGAGGAUUGAUGUCGAGCAGCAAGGUCCGAACAAGAAACUUAAGGAGGGAUGA